AAACUGCAACUGUUGAAAGAGAGUACUACUACAGUACUACUACAAUAGUACUACAGUAUUACUACAGUAAAACCCGCAGGGUGAAGUACAGGCACAGAUGUGCAUCAGAGGGUUAGGGGCCCAUGAGCUGGAGCCUUUGUCUCAAUAUAAACUCAGUUUGUGGUUUGAAAGUCAGCCACAGGACUACAAUAGAAAACACAUCAGAAAUGACUACAGAUAGAAACUGAAGUCUAUACAAAGACACACAAUCAGACCACAAUCAUAAAAUGACUAGAAAGGGAAGGGAAAUGACCACAAAAGGCACAAAGGGCAACAAGGACACACAACAUGUUAGCAUUACUGAAAACAAAGUGUUAACACUGAGAAAAUAUCCAGUUUGAAGCUGUUGGUGUUGCAGCAUGAUGCGUUGGGAUGGAGGAGGUGGAGCACAGCCACUACGUCGCCCAGCUAAAGGCCGAGUUCGACAGCUGCGACACGACGGCCACUGGCUUCCUGGACCAAGAGGAGCUGACAGUGCUUUGUCAGAAACUGCAGCUGGAAGCUCAUCUGCCACUGCUGCUUGACACGCUGCUUGGAGAUCGGACCUACGGCAGGGUGAACUUUGAAGAGUUUAAAGAAGGCUUCGUGACCGUCCUGUCUCGCUCUCUGGACUUCAGCACAUCAGAGGACAACAGCAGUUACCUGGAGCCAGUUGUUCCAGAGGAGGUGAAGCCAAAGUUUGUGAAGGGAACGAAGCGCUAUGGCCGACGCUCACGUCCUGACAGUGAACCUGAUGCUGCACUGAGCUGUGACUCGGAGGACUUGCCGCCAUCCAGAACUGAGGCCACAGACUCAUCGCCGGCCGGCGUCCGCAGGGCCAAACUGAGGCGGUCGACGUCUCUGGAGAGUGUCGAGAGCCUGAAGUCUGAUGAGGAGGCAGGAAGCCAAAAGGAAAACCUCCAGCCAGACUUUCAAAUUAAAGGUCCUCAGCAGGAGGAGGUGGAGCGGGCUGUCCUGACCACAGUGUGUGAUCACCUGGGCCUGCAGCAGCUCAAUACACAGGAGCUGGACUUGCUGCUCAGAAGGUUGGAUGCCCACCUGGACAGCAGAGUCGGUAUCAAGGAGUUCCAGAAGGUUCUGUGUGGGUCUGCCCCCGUGUCAUGCUCCACCCCUGUACGACCUGCUGGCCUGCAGAGGACGCCACGCAGGCCUCAUGCGGUGUUAGAGGAGCCCUCAGCUCUCUCCGCCUCACCCUCCCUGCUGACAGCCACAGUGGGUCAGAGAGUCCUCAGUCGGCUGGAUGACGGCUCAGGAUGCACCAGCCCCGAGCGGGUCAUCGCCCUGUGGACCGAGGAGGGCAUCGUAAACAGCCGAGACAUCCUGCAGACUCUGGACUUUUCUCUGGAGGAGCAUCUCAGUCUGGCAGACCUGACUCUGGCUCUGGACAAUGAGCUGCUGGCCAGUGGGAACGGCAUCCACCAGGUGGCGCUCAUCUCCUACAAGAACGAGAUCCAGCACCUGCAGGUGGCGGCGGAGCAGGCCUGCAGGGAGCGGAACAAGGUGAAGGCUGAUCUGGACCUGGCCGAUCAGAGGAACCUGCAGCUGGUCCAAGAGGUGGAUGACAGCCACGCCAGCAUGGAGAUGCUCAACCAGAGCAGGAUCAGGGACCUGGAGCAGGACUUCCGUGAUAGGCUGGUGGCUCUGCGCAGUCAGGCGGAGCAGGAGAGCGAGGCGCUACUGCAGCAGGUGGAGUGGGAACACAGCACGCUGCAGGAGGAGGUGCAGCUGCUCAGAGCACAGGAGGCUGAGCUGCAGGAGGAGCUCUGCAGCGCCACACAGGAGAACGCUCGUCUGGAGGACGAGCUGAGUGCUGUGAAGCAGAAGCUGACUGAGGCGGAGAGCUCGGUGAGCCGGCUGCAGAGAGACCUGGACCUGCUGCUGCACGACAAGUUUGGCAGCUUGGACCCGGGUGGCACCGGCCUGAGUCACGAGGAGCGAUUCUCAGAAGUCAUCAAUGAGUACGAACUACAGUGCAGGGAGCUGCGGGACAGGAACGAUGAGCUGAGCUCAGAGCUGGAGCUGCUGAAGAGUCAGAGGAGCCACAGGAAGUCCAGAGCUCCCGCCGGAGUUGACGGCGCCACGCUGAGCUGGACCCAACAGGGCUCGGAAAGGGCCGAGUCUGACUCUGACAACUCGGAUAUGAAGCGCAGCUCGUCUCCUGCAGUCAGGAAGAAACUGCAGCCGGCCCAUAAAACCGGUGAGAAACAAGCUCCGUCUUCACCGGACAGAGUCUCUGGCCCUGCAGUCAGUAUUCAGACUGAGCUGGCUCUGGAGCAGCUGAAACAGAAACAUGAGCAGGAGCUGCAGCAGCUGCACAUCCAGCUCGAGACACAGGUGAACUACUACGAGAGGAAUCUGGAGCUGAUGAGACAGAGCAUGGAGGUCGAGCGUAAAGACAUCUCUCAGGCCUUCAAGCUGGAGAUCAGUGAGCUGGAGGAGCAGAAGGCUCAGGUGGAGCAGCAGGUGAAGCAGCUGAAGGAGACUGUAGACAAACUGCAGACUCAGAUCCAACAUGGAGGAGGAGGAGGGUGGAGCAACGAGCAGGAGCGCAGGGUGCAGCGGGAGCGGGCGGAGAUGGAGCAGAACUUUGCCAGAGAGAUUGGUAAUCUGGUCCAGAGGCUGAGUGCUGAGAAGGACCAGCUGGAGGCCGAGCUGAAGCUGAAGAUGGACCAGGAGGUGACGCUGGUCAGGGAGGAAUCAGAGCAGCAGCUCUCUCAGAUGAAGCUGCAGCACGCGGAGGGUCAACACCACCGCCUCCACCAUCUCCAUUGGGAGCAUCAGCCCUGGCAGGAGCAGAGAGGAUUCUUGGAGAACGGGAUCAUAGAGUCAAAGCAGGAGAAGCUCCAGUGUGAGGAGAGAGUUGGGGAGGAGCAGUGUAGAAUCUGCAGCCAAUUCUCCUCAGAGGAGGAGAAGCUCCAUCAGCUGGAAAAGCAGGUCUCUAGUUUACAGGAGGUAGUGCAGAGCUCCAGCCUGCAGGUCAGCCAAUCAGAGGCCAGCUUAGAGGAGUUCAGACAGCGCUGUGUUCAGUUAGAGGACGAUCUAAAAGCUUCUCAUAGGCAGUGCUCUGAGCUUGAAGCCAGGCUGGAGGAGAGCAUCGCCUUCCUGGACUCUCACGAGGUGCUGAGUAAAGGCCUCGCUGCAGAGAAGAGCUCAGUGGAGGAGGAACUGCAGCUGGUAAAGGACAGGGAGCAGCAACUCCAGACUCAGAUGGCACAGCUGAAAGAGGAGCUUGGAGUUCUCCAGGCUGCAUCUGACAGCAUACUGCAAGACCGGGAGGCUGUGACUGAUAACUUGAUCCAGCAGCAGGUUCAGCUCAGAGCCAGAGACCAGACUGUUACCACCCUGAGGUCUGAGCUGGAGAGUCUGCAGAAGGCCAUGAGAGCCAAAUCGGAAUGUGUCUCAAAACUGACCACUGAACUGGACUCCUUAAAGAUGGACUGUUCCAGGCUGAGCCAGGACCUGAUGGACCAGGCCAUGGCUGAGGACAACCUGCAGCUGGAGCUGGACAGAGUCACAGAGGAGUUGGACAGGAGGAGGAGCAGUGAGGAGGGUCUGCGUGAGACUCUGAAGCAGGAGCAGAUCAGGACUGCACAGCUCCAGUCUGCUCUGGAUGAGGAGAAGGAGGAGGUGGGCUGUCUGAGCCUGGAGAACAGGACCUACAUCCGGCUGGCUGACCAGCUCUCCACCCAAAUCGUAGAAAUGGAGGAGGAGAUCUCCACACUCAGAGUCCAUCUCAACAGGACCGCAGACCUGGUCCUGGAUCUCAGGAGGCAGCUCAACUCCAAACCCAGCAAGGUGGACUGUCUUCAGGGAGAGGUGGCAGACAGUGCUGACCUCUUACAGCAGGCCAAGUCCUCUUCUGAGAAGCCUCCAAGUGAAGUUCAGCAGCUGACUGCUCAGCUGGAAGCCAAGGAUGGAGAGCUGGAGCGGCUCAGAGAGCAGGUCCACCAGCUGCAGCAGGUUCUGCAGGACUCUCAGAACCAGCUUAGGACAGUGGAGGAGGACUCUGAUCAGGAGAAGAGGAAGAUGGCACAGCAGCUGAUGGAGCUGGAGAAGCUGGUCCUGGCUCUGGAGGAGGCGAUGGAUCCGGCCAGUCCACACAGGACUCAGCUAGAGGAGGAGCGAUCAGAGAAUGCAGCUCUGCAGGAGCGACUGAACGUCCUGCAGCAGGAAGUCCAAAAUCUGGAGGAUGAGGUUGCCAAGAAAAGGAGGAAUCUGGAGGAGAUGGAAAGAGAACAUGAGAGGAAAAGAGAAGAAGAGGAGAGGCUGCACAGAGAAAACUCUAAAUAUCGGGAGGAGAUUCUGGAUCUGAGCAGCAGGAACCUGCAACUGAGCAAUGACAACGCUGAGCUGAGCGCCCGUCUCCGUGGAGACCAGGAGUCGGUCCGGCUGCUGCGGGAACGCCUGGCGAUGGUCUCAAAGGAGCAGGAGGAGGACGGAGCUACGGUGCGGCAGCUACAGGAUGCAGUGGUGCAGCAGGAGAGGGACAAGCUACAGCAUCAGGCGGCCUGGAUGCAGGAGAGACAGCUGCUGGAGAGAGAGCUCAGCUCCUGCAAGGAGAAGCUGGGGCGUCUGUCGGAGCUGGAGGCGGAGCUAAGCAGUGUGACUCUGAAGCAGCAGUGGUUGGAGGAGGACAAGGCUAAACUGCUGAGAGAGGCCGACGACCGAAACAACAAGGUGGAGAAGCUGCAGCAGACUGUUCUCUCUCUGGAGUCGGAGGCGGAGCUGCUUCACUCUCAGCUCCACGCCGUCAGUCAGGAGCAACUCGGCCACGCCCAGGAUGUGACAGAUCUUCAGAGGAAGCUGCAGGCUGCUCACCACAAGGUGGAGGAGCUAGAGGCCAGCGUGAGGAAGCUGAUGAAAGAGAAAGAGGAGUUCCGUCAGGCUCUGGAGGAGCAGGAGGAGCAGGCCUCCAUCGCUCUACAGAAAGAGACCCACAAACUGAGAGUCCAGAACCAGGAGCUCCAGCACAAGCUGGCGGAGCUGCAGGUCCAGGGUCUGGAGGUCCAGAAACUGACCCAGGAGCAGCAGAACCUGAAGACCAAGCUGAGUGUGCUGGAGGUGGCUCGGACGGAGGCUCAGGACCAGGCUGUGCGGGCGGACGCGGCGCUCAGUCUGGUGCAGGCGCAGCACGUGCGGCAACUGCAGCAGGUGCAGGAGCGAACGGAUGGUGGCUGCAGGGAGCAGGUGGAGCUGCUGCAGGCCCGGCUGGUGGAGGAGCAGAGGAGAAGUCAGCAGCUGGAGGAGACGCUGAGGCUUCAGGCCCAGCAGAGCGGCUCCCAGAUCAACCUGAAGCAGGAGCAGUACGAGAAGGCACUAGCCACCCUGCAGCAGAGGAUUGAGGAUCUGGAGACCAAACUGAAAGGAGUCCGGACGGUUCUGCAGGAGAAAGUCCAGCAGCUCAAAGAACAGCUGGCGAAGAACAGCAAGUCAAACAUAUUGAUGAAGGAUCUGUACAUGGAGAACUCUCAGCUGAUAAAAGCUCUGCAGGUCACUGAGCAGCGGCAGAAAAAUGCAGAGAAGAAGAACUUCCUGCUGGAGGAGAAGGUCAACGCACUCAACAAACUGCUGAGAGAGAUCGUCGCCACGUAGCUGCUGAAGGAAACCUGCAAACAUCGCAGACGUGUGACGUAGCACCCUCAGCGUCUGAGAUCAGUCUCACUAAAGCAGCUUCAACAUGAAACAUUUAGUGUCCAGGUUAGCCUAGCUUAGCACAAAGGCUGGAAGAGGAGGAAACUGUUAAGCUCCACCCAAAAAGAAAACUUUCCAACAUCUUAGAAGCAAAAAAAGUCAGAACACUAUUAAAUAACAAAUCUCACAGCCAGCAGACGUUGUGCAAACUUUAAUGGUCAUGCGGGUCUUUGUCAAUUAUUAAAAAGUUUUGAAGAAAUUAAAGCAUAAAGGCUUCGGAUGGAAAAGUUAGAUUUGAGUAUUUCUAGUAAUUUAUGGGGAAAAAAGUCGAAUUAAUUUAAGAAUUAAUUUAUUGAAUAAUAAAUUAGGAGAUUUUCCUUUUAAUCCUCCAUCAUGAGAAACCAGUAGGUGCGAUUUGAGCCACAUAACAGAUCAACAGCUGUUCAGAAACUGACUGAACAUUUAUAACUCGGAGUGAAAGGAGCGUUUCCUGUGGCGGACAGUUGAAACACGAGGUCAUAUACUCAAAGUAUCAAGACGUCUAAAGCUGGGGUUUCCUUUUUGAAAUGUGACAACUCGUCUGUGAAACAUUUUCUUAGAACAUUGAGACUGGAGAUGACUUUUUUCCUCAUUAAAAUGGUGUUUACCAUGACAGAUUUAAAACAAAAAGUAUUCUUGAAACUUAUCAUAGUGGGUUUUCUCAAAAUCAACUUUAUUCUUGUACCUGUUUUUCCACAAACUCUUUUCCCCCCAGUAGCUUCAGGACUGUUGUUGUGUAUAUUCACAGUAAAAUGAGAGCAGAGGAUAAAUAACCAGGUCUCAACCAGGUGAGAUGCUGAUGUCCAGUUUGACCCACAGGUCAAAGAGCUUUUAGGUGAGUCGUUCUCACUUUAACGGUGUCUCAUCACCAGGUAAAUGCCUCAGCUCUUCAUGAAGCUGCUUUAGAGAAACUGAACCUUUGUAGAACCAGGAAGGAAAACCAGUCUGACCACACACAGUGCUGCAUGUUAAACUGGUCGGCAAUCUGAAGUAUUUCAGCCACAAGGGUAUUAUGUUUAUUUUAUGUAUUUUUAAUGUCAAAGAAAGACUUUCAUUUGUGAAGGUCAAGUCAGGGGUCAGCUGCUGUUCUGAUUUCAUUCUGUAGUUUUCCCUCAGAGUGAAACCUCUCGCUGCUCCACACAGCUCUGUUAUGUCUCUUCCUGUUCAGGUAGAAAGGGGAACUCACCUGUGUGUUGACGGAUGUCACCAUGUUGUCCUGACACUGAUGUAUACUGUAACAUGAAAUCCACAUUAAAUUGUUUUUAUCACAUU
This is a messenger RNA of Monopterus albus (swamp eel), 6981 nucleotides long. RefSeq names its product ninein-like (gene ninl). Gene Ontology annotation, cellular component: centrosome. The coding region runs from base 412 to 5631 and encodes 1739 amino acids. The transcript has 31 exons. The record is from RefSeq and is a predicted model, not a curated record. Gene Ontology annotation, biological process: microtubule anchoring at centrosome. Lineage: Eukaryota; Metazoa; Chordata; Actinopteri; Synbranchiformes; Synbranchidae. Gene Ontology annotation, molecular function: calcium ion binding.